AUGCCAGAGCGAGAGGAUGCUUCAGGCGGUCUCUCCGUGAGGCCCCUGCCGCCGUCAUCCUUAACGCCAGCCAGCGCUUCGGCUAUAUAUCCAUCGCCGGACUCUCUCCAGGAGAACUCUUCUGCUCACAUUGACUCAACUGGAAAAUCUCGGACGACUUCGAAUUUAUCAUCGAGUAGCUCUUCCAACAAUCCUCGGAUUCCGAAACUCUCCGCCUCCACCACCGAGCUCCUGGCACGAGUGAAUGGCUAUAUGAAAGGAGGCAAUGCUAGUUGGCUAGGCUAUAAUCAUGAUAAUCGUAAUGGUGUUACGGGUUUAAACUUGUAUGGUUCUUUGAGCUCGAGUUCUACGCAUCUGAACAAGAUGAAGACCUCAUCCGCUAUUAUAGAACUCCCAACGGCACCCUUUGAGUGCUCGAGAACCGCCGCUGCUACUCCCGUGGCCUCCAGCGUCACUGUCUCCAAGGAGGAUCAUACUAAACCGCUACAACAUCAGCCAACCCAACCAGCAAGGCUCGUUGCGAUUGCUCCUAAACUGAUAGGAGCACAGACCACUUGCCCGCAGGCCCAAGAGCCAACGAUACCGGCGGGCGUGACAGCGACCCCCGCUGCAUCCUCGAUAGCCUCCCCCAAACGGGUGAAAUCAUCUGCAGCGUCUCGUAAUCGCAGAAGUGCAACCAACGGUGGUAGGCGUUCUAGGAAACGGCAUCGCGGUGGCGACAGCGAUGGCGAGGACAUUAUCAGAGCAGGCGACUCGAGCUCUAGUGAGUCCGACGUGACGCCGACUGCCACGCGGACGAAAUCCGGCCGCCAAGUUCAUCGGCCAUCGGUAUAUGUACCACCUUCCUCCACCUCAUCAACUGGUAAGGGGAGUGCCGGUCCCAUGAAUGCAUCGGAUGGCCAGGCUGCUACCUCUGGCGCUGCCGCAUCUCCGCGGAAACGACGGCGUGUCUAUCGCAAAGGGAAGGACGUGAAUAUCAGCUGCUGUCAUUGUCAGAGGGGCCACAGCCCAUCGACAAAUGCCAUUGUGUUCUGUGAUAUAUGCAACGAUGCCUGGCAUCAAUUAUGCCAUGAUCCUCCCAUCGACAGCGAGGUUAUCAUUGUGAAAGAGAAGAAAUGGUUCUGCAGGGAGUGCAAGCCUGUGCCGUAUCAGGUCAUCCAACCAACUGUUGUCAGAAGUGAUCCUGAUAAGUCUAUCGCAUCAGUUCAGCCUCCGCCUGUUAUUCCCAAGCUUGAAGUUGGAGGCGUUAAUUUUUCCGCAGCAGAACGCCGUGGCUAUCUAUCUAAUCUAUCCCAUGCGACUCUCGUCGAGCUCUUGGUCACCCUGUCAGAUCGUCAUCCUUCUUUAGAGAUCUUCCCUGCCAACUUGAGCAGCUUGCAGUUAUCCAAAUUCUCAUCCCAACGGAAUACGUGGACCACUCAACCUGAGUCGCUCACAAACAACGCCACUAUGACUGAUUCAAAUGGAGAGAAACACCAUGAGGAAACCCCCGAUAUGGGACAGUCAUCCUCCGAGCCAUCGAACCGGAAGACACAUGGCUCGGUGUCCGAUGAUUCGGACUUCGAAGAAUUCCAGGAACACCGUUUGUAUCCACGGGCAGGGAAUGGAUUCCGCCUGUCUCUCAAUGCAGACGACCUGGAUAUACUCCGGGAAGACCCUAGAUGUCCUACAUUCAGCUACGAACUUCAUGGACCUGCCAAGUCUCGAAUGGAGGCGAACGAAGCCGUUCCUAUGUGGGGCGCCGCUUGA
Molecule: messenger RNA, 1749 nt
Organism: Monascus purpureus
Lineage: Eukaryota; Fungi; Ascomycota; Eurotiomycetes; Eurotiales; Aspergillaceae
Source: the annotation of a GenBank genome assembly